UCCAAUUUGGAACGAUAAAGAAAAGCCUGAGGAUGGCCUAUCCAAAUAGGCCGAAAACGUUUGAAUAAAGAGAAAAAUACUCGGCAAGUAGAAUUCAGAUUUCCUCCUCCCAUCCGCGGGGAAACGGGUGGAAAGUAUAGCGCAGAUACGUAAGACGAUAGACCCUCGGACGAUCCCUUUUGUAAAAGUCCGAAGGAAAAAGAAAUGGAGAAUGCUCGGUCCAUAAGAGGAAUUAAGGCGCUUCCUACUUCGUUAUCGGAGGGAUUAACACGCGAGCAAACGUCAUCGUGGUAGGAAUGCGCCGAAAAAAAAAGGCGAGCGACCGCCGUGGGCGAUCGAGUGUCGACUGGUGUCAGAAGACGCCAUGACCGUCGACCGGGACGAAGACCGCGGCGAGUACGACCGACUCAGACAAUCGUGGCUGACCGUGGAGGACUUGGAGGAGAAGAGGAGCAUCAGGAAGAAGAUGCUGGAGAUGAGGAAUCGCAGAGUAACCCGAGAAACUGGGAGGACUUUGGAGCGGAAAAGAGGCGGCGGACGGAGAAGAAGAGCUUGGACGGAAGGAGGAAGCGGAGAAGAGAAAACGAAGAAGAAGAAUGCCGACUCGAAGGCCACUCGAGGAGUCCGGGAAGGAGGUCGAGUGCGAAAGAAGGUGGAGAAGUUGGAAAAUGCCGGCUGCGUAGAAAAAUCGAUCCAGGUAAAGAAGAAAUCGCGCGAGAUGUCGGGGGCGGACGGAGUCGAUCUGAAUAGCAUCGAAGACGAAGUUCGGCUCUACGAGAUGUUGGACGCCACCGAGGACUUCGACGAGAGGAAGAAGAUCCGAGCCAGACUGAAAGAAGUACAGACCGCUCUCAGAGCCAAACGAGACGAAAUGAUGAGGAAGAGGGAGGAGGAGCGAGAGCGCGCCAUUAGGGAGAGAUUUCAGGAGGCGGCGGAACAAAAGAAGAGGACCCUAGCCAUGUACGACCAGAUGGCCAAGUCUUCUCCCGCCGGAGGUCCCAAGACUCUGGAUGUCAACACCUACAAGAAUGCCGACGGUACGACUAAAGAAGCGGCGAUUCCGGCGCCCAAACGAGACCUGGUGGAGGAGGGCAUUCAACAGAGGAAGAGGGAGGCUGACGAGAGAAAGAGGAGGAUUUUAGCCGCCUACGACGCCGCUGCCAAGUCCGGCGCUCCGGGACCCAAAUCCCUCGACAUCGACACCUUACAAAAACCUGAAGUUCCGGAACCGACCCCUGCCAAACCCACGCCCAGCUGCACUUUCGCCAUGUCCGGUGGAAUUCCUCAAAUAUCCAAAGAAAACCAGGCGAAAACGUCGGCCAGGUCCAAGUUUCAGCAGAUGGACGCCAACGUGGCCAAACCGCAAGGUGCCAACAGACCCAACUUUAGAGCCCCCGGAGUGGGUCGAAGCGCCAGCGAUGUCAAGGAGAUGCUCCUAUCUUGGUGCAAGAAUAAGACUAAAGGAUAUCAAAAUGUGGACAUCCAAAAUUUCUCGACCAGUUGGAACGACGGAAUGGCCUUUUGCGCUCUCAUCCACCACUUCCAUCCGGACGCUUUCGAUUUCAACGCUCUCAACCCGAAGAAUAGGAGGAAGAACUUCGAGUUGGCCUUCCGAGUGGCGGAAGAGAAGUCGAACAUCGCUCCGUUGCUGGACGUGGAAGACAUGGUGCUGAUGAAGAAACCUGACUGGAAAUGCGUCUUCACCUACGUCCAGAGCCUGUAUCGUCACCUGCACGAUCUGGACUGAAACUGCCUGUUCCUUUUCGUUUCUCCGGAUUUUCCGAGAACCCGAUUUUUAGGAGGUUCUUCCAACGUCCUUUAACUUUUUAUCAUUUUUUACCGUUUUUUUUUGCCGCGGACUAACGCCGUAAACUAUUUGUGAAAUCGAGUUUUUAUAAUUUUCGAAUGGGAUAGAAUGCGCUGCCGAAUCUGUAAAUAUGGAAAUAAAUCAUUAUCGAUCACGUU
Centruroides sculpturatus (bark scorpion) is the source of this 1965-nucleotide messenger RNA. Its product is annotated as smoothelin-like. Gene Ontology annotation, cellular component: microtubule organizing center; filamentous actin. Bases 365 to 1747 code for a protein of 460 amino acids. Gene Ontology annotation, molecular function: protein binding. The record is from RefSeq and is a predicted model, not a curated record. Gene Ontology annotation, biological process: actin cytoskeleton organization. The transcript has 13 exons. Lineage: Eukaryota; Metazoa; Arthropoda; Arachnida; Scorpiones; Buthidae.